Messenger RNA from Caenorhabditis elegans, 396 nucleotides. RefSeq names its product DUF3388 domain-containing protein (gene H08J19.1). Bases 1 to 297 code for a protein of 98 amino acids. The transcript is spliced from 4 exons. NCBI's taxonomy places the organism in Eukaryota, Metazoa, Nematoda, Chromadorea, Rhabditida, Rhabditidae. The record is from RefSeq and is marked reviewed.
AUGGAUUAUCGCUCCCCAACUGUAUCCGACAUCCACUACGUUUUGGAACUUCAUGGCUGCUCGAAAACUGUUAUGAUCAAGGCAGCUCGAUCGAUUGCAACUGUGGAGAUGUUCGUUGAGGCGAAGACCUUUGGUCGAGUCGCUGUGAUAUUCAAGAGGGAGUAUCAGUUUUUCGAAAACCACGUCCUUCGUGAUGAGCUGCUCUUCAUCGACUUUUUCAACGGACUGCUCGACCGUCUUCAAAUCCGAACCCACAAACCGGUCGAGGGAUUCGCCGUCUUGGACAUGAGCGUUUGAUUAUUUUCUCAAAUAAAGCUUACGAUAUUCAUGCAAAUUUAUUUUUGAUUUGUUCUAUACUUUUCUGUAAAGCUCCUGUGAAAUAAACAUAUUUUGAAA